Molecule: messenger RNA, 306 nt
Organism: Dichotomopilus funicola
Lineage: Eukaryota; Fungi; Ascomycota; Sordariomycetes; Sordariales; Chaetomiaceae
Exons: 2
Coding region: 1-306 (101 amino acids)
Source: RefSeq, a predicted model, not a curated record
AUGAAGCUUCUCGCCCCCAUCCUCUUCGCCGGUGUGACACUUGCGGAGACGAACUUCACACCCUCGGUCAACGGCGGCGACAAGCAGUUGUCUUCACUCGGUGCUGCAAAGAUAAUCACGCAGUCCCCAACAGAAUGGAGAGUUGGCUUUGUAAAGGACGACAAGCCCGGGGAUGCAGUAUUGACCCUCUAUGAGAAUGGCUACCUCGGAGACCGUUUCCUCAUGCGGUCAGUGGAAGAUGGGAUAUGGGCCUUGAUUGCGGAUCAUGUUGCUACUAGGCGGUAUCCCUGGACCAUUUCGGAUUGA